CAAGAGGGUAAACUUGCUCAGGCUGCAGCUCGCUCAGUGUACUUUGGAGAUAACUUCGCCUCUCUAAAACCGUCACCAUGGUCGACUCCUUCUGUGCCACCUGGAAACUGGUUGACAGCGAGAAUUUUGAUGAGUACAUGAAAGCACUUGGCGUGGGCUUUGCCACCAGGCAGGUUGGAAAUGUGACCAAGCCGACUGUAAUCAUCAGCCAGGAGGGAGACAAGGUUGUGAUCCGCACCCAGAGCACCUUCAAAAACACAGAGAUCUCCUUCAAGCUGGGAGAGGAGUUCGACGAAACCACCGCUGAUGACAGGAACUGCAAAUCCACAGUGACUAUGGACGGAGACAAGCUGGUCCACGUCCAGAAGUGGGACGGCAAAGAGACCAAGUUUGUCAGAGAAAUCAAGGAUGGCAAACUGGUCAUGAAUCUGACCUUUGAAGACAUCCAUGCGGUGCGUACCUACGAGAAGGCAUGAGUGCUCCGACCGACAGCGUCCCAAACCGGCCAAGAAGUGUUGAUUUUAUAAUUAUUGUUGACUGUAUGCUUCUCUUUGCACUUCGUCCUCCUCCACAUAUACAAGGCCUACAAGCUGCACAUGUUUUGUAAGAUUUUUUUUUUAUAUGAAUACAUUUCUGUCAUAAUGGAUGGAUCAUCUUUGCAACCCUGUGUGAAAUAUGAAAUAAAAACACACAGAAUGAA
Messenger RNA from Acanthochromis polyacanthus (spiny chromis), 700 nucleotides. Its product is annotated as fatty acid-binding protein, brain. The record is from RefSeq and is a predicted model, not a curated record. Gene Ontology annotation, molecular function: fatty acid binding. The transcript is spliced from 4 exons. Gene Ontology annotation, cellular component: cytosol; nucleus. The coding region runs from base 78 to 476 and encodes 132 amino acids. Gene Ontology annotation, biological process: fatty acid transport. NCBI's taxonomy places the organism in Eukaryota, Metazoa, Chordata, Actinopteri, Pomacentridae.